Lonchura striata (white-rumped munia) is the source of this 15136-nucleotide messenger RNA. The record is from RefSeq and is a predicted model, not a curated record. NCBI's taxonomy places the organism in Eukaryota, Metazoa, Chordata, Aves, Passeriformes, Estrildidae.
GCUGUCAAGUGCUUUUAGACAUUGCCCAUAUUGAUAUGAGUGGAAGCAGAAAUAUUUAGAGACAUUUUAAGCCAGAAAUAUCUGUAAAAUGUCUGUUUUAUUGUUACUAAUACUGGAUAAUUAGAUUGUUUUUCUUGGCAUUUUCAAGAGGACAUUGGAUUAUGUUCAGUCACUGAAGUGGAAAAAAAUUAAAGCUCUUUUAGGAGGAAAAAACCCUAACAUUUCUUGCUGAAGAAAAAUUUCUGUAUUAAGCAACCAUUGUACAACUGAAAAAUAAGUAUAACUGAACAUACUUGUAUAAAAGCAUGAAUAGAAAACACAGUAAUUUACCUGUAGGUAAAACAUAUUUAAAAGUUGCUUGACUGUUGCUGUAUAUUUAAACAGUCACCUGUGACAAGGAAACAAAGAUGCCUGUUGACACAAGGAUUGCUUCAGAAGGCUAAACACAAAUCAGGGAAGCAGUUGUAAAAUUGACUUCUGCAAAUACUUAUGGUGCCCUUGAGUACGACGAAUUGUAACCAACCGUGUUUGUAUGUAAGCAGUAUCACCUUAACAACACUGUGGUUGGUAGCAGUGGCUUUCAAGGUCUAAUCUAUAGGCAGUAAAUUCUGGUGGCUAGAGACCUCUUGUUUCUGUGCUAGUGCAACUUAAUUUUCUAGCAAUUUGUAUGCACACUAGAACUGAAUUUUAAAUACAGAGAUAAGGUUAAUAGGUGCUGGUUUUUUAAUGUCAUUACUAUAUUUUCCAGAGUUAUUUUGGCAUUGCUACUGAAAGGAAAAAAACAAGUGCAAACAAAAGGUUGGGGAGAGUACAAAAUUAUGAAUGUAGAAGCUUUCCCCAUGGAUUAGGGCUUGUUCCUGAAAUACAGUGCUUGAUGCUUAGAUAGAAUAGUACAAUGUUUAGAGCCGGAAGAAAGCGACUUUGGAAACAAAGCAUUGGCAGAGUGAUAAAGCAAAAGCUCAAGGAUGAGAGGGAGGCUAAAAGUGCUCAUCUGGAUGGCAGACAUGAUUACUUACUGGAUAUCAUUGCCUCUUGUGUGAAUCUGGACAAAGCAGAAGUAGAAGAUGCUAUUCUUGAUGGAAACCAGAUAGAGCACAUAAACAGAUUCCUGGCCCCUGGAGGUCUGUGUCAUCUGAUGUUCUACUAUCAAGAUGUGGAAGUAAUGGAUACAGAGUACUUUGGCAUUCCAGGAAUAGGACUGAACUCUCAUUUGACCAAGAAGAAGAAACUGAAAGUAUUUGUAACAGAGGGAAAAGAAGUUGCUUUAACUGGUGUAUGCAUUUUCUUCAUUAGAUCUAGUUUUUCUAAACCAGUCACAACUGAGAAUAUUUAUCAAGAAGUAAAUUUUAAUAUGCUGGAUAUAGGUCGAGAUGGCUUAUUAAAAAGUGUUGAGCAGUUGAUAUCAGAAAUAUUCAUUCCAGCCUUACAGACUAUGGACAGUGGCUGGGUUGAACCUCAACAAGUUCCCAAUAUUAAGCAGGACUUCCUUCGUGCCCUUGAAGCAUUUGUUAGUGCCCUAUCAGGAACUCAGCAAAGUCUGUUGGAAAAGGUAGUAUGUUCAUGUGUUCUUGCAGAAAAUGACCAGUUGAGAAAAGAAGCAGAUGACCUUGGACCACGAGCAGAGCUUGAUUAUUGGAAAAAGAAAUUGUCAAAAUUCCACUACCUUAUGGAGCAGCUGAAGAGCCCAGAUGUGAAGGCAGUGCUUGGAGUACUCACUGCUGCUAAAUCCAAACUGCUGAAGAAGUGGCGAGCAUUGGAUAUUCAAAUCACAGACGCAGCAAAUGAAGCUAAAGAUAAUGUGAAAUAUCUGUAUUCUCUGGAAAAAUAUUAUGACCCAUUAUACAAUGGUGAUCCUGUAUCCAUGCUGGAUGCUAUUCCAGGGCUCAUAAAUGCAAUUAAAAUGAUUCAGAGUCUCUCUCAGUAUUAUAACACUUCUGAAAAGAUCUCCUCACUGUUUGUGAAGGUGACCAAUCAGAUGAUCACAGCGUGUAAAACUUAUAUAGCAAACAAUGGCACAGCCACCAUCUGGAAUCAACCGCAGGAGAGAGUUGUGGAAAAGCUACAAGCAGCUAUUAGACUUAAGCAGGAGUAUCAAAAUUGCUUCCACAAGAUAAAAGAGAAUUUGGAACAAAAUCCAGCUGAAAGACAAUUUGAUUUUAGUGAGAUAUAUAUAUUUGGAAAAUUUGAAGCCUUUCAUCGUCGUCUGGUAAAGAUAAUAGAUGUUUUCAGUACUAUGAGAACUUACUCAGUUCUACAGGAAUCUAAGAUAGAGGGAUUGGAAGCAAUGAUCACAAAAUAUCAGAGCAUUGUUGACAACAUGAAGAAUAAGCAUUAUGAUUUCUUGGAUCAGCGGAAGACUGAUUUUGACCAAGACUAUGAAGAGUUUUGCAGAGACAUAAAUGAUCUUCAUGAUCAAUUAAGGAGGUUCAUGGACAUCACCUUUGAAAGUAUUCUGAACACUGAAAGGGCACUGAGUAUGUUGCAGAAAUUUGAAAGAUUGCAAAUCCCAAAUCUUGGCAUUGAUGAAAAGUAUCAGAAAAUAUUUCAAAACUAUGGCCAUGACAUAGAAACCGUCUGUAAGAUCUACACUAGGCACAAGAAGGACCCUCCACUGGCUCGUAAUCUGCCCCCAAUAGCUGGCAAGAUCUUGUGGGCACGUCACUUAUUCCAUAGGAUCAAGGAGCCCAUGGUGACUUUCCAGAGACAUCCAUCAGUUCUACAAACACCAGAUGGCAAGAGCAUAAUCCACAAUUACAACAAAAUAGCAAAAGUUCUUGUGAAAUUUGAGGUGAUCUACCACAGGGAAUGGCUUCAGCAGAUUGAGUUAACUAAAAGAGGACUUCAAGCAACUCUCUUGGUAAAAGCUCCAGAAACGGGAGAAUUAUUUGUAAAUUUUGAUCCUCAAAUAUUAAUUUUAAUCAGAGAAAUAGAUUGCAUGGCUCAUAUGUGCCUUGAAAUUCCACCAUUUGCAAGUGUUAUUCAACAGCAGAGAGACUGGUACAAGAAGAUUGUCAACAAUUUGCACGUGAUGUUGGCAGAAUACAAAAGAAUUAAACUGAAAAUACAACACCCUUUUGAAAAACUCAUAGCUCCUCAAUUAGUAGAUGUAGAUAAUGCUAUCCAGCCAGGUCUAAUGUUGCUGAACUGGACAUCCCUAAAUAUUGAGAAAUACAUUAAUACAGUUUUUUCUAAGCUAGCUGGGCUGGAGUUAUUGCUUGAUCGAGUGAAUGACUUGGUUGAAUUUCGUAUUGAUGCUGUCCUUCAAGAAAUGAGUGAAGUGACACUCUGUAUGUUGCCAGAAGAUGAACCACAGAGCUGUGAGGAAUUUCUUCAAAAGACUAAGCAGCUCUGCAUAAAAGGAUCUAGGACUUUACACUUACAAAGCUCACUGGUGGAGGCCGCUGUUAAUGAUCUGAUAAACAUGUUACUUGACACCAAGGAACAAUUCAGUAAAGAAGAUGAGAAGUCAAUUGUACCCAGUGGUGAAAAAAGGGCCAAGAAUACAGCAAAAGAAGAGGAAAGAAGAUCAAAAAGCUUGACUUCCUCACAAAAUUCCGGUCAAAUGUGGGCUGGCCUACCUUCUACAGCAAAGAGCAAGAGAAUGGAUUUAGAAAAGUUAGAGGAAGAAGCCAAUGAACUGCUUUCUUACUUCAAUGAUCGUAACAUUGAUACCCUCUUGAAAGUCACUCGACACACUCUGGAGACUAUCCGCAAGCGCAUUCAUGCAUCUUCCACCAUCAACUUCUUAGAAAAUCACAGUAUGUCUAAGCAGAAAAAAUGUGCUUAUCCUAUAAUUAGGACUAAUAUUAACCUAUCUAUACCUAAUAUCAUCAUGACACCCUCUUUGGAUGAGGUACAGCAGACGCUUAAUAAAGCUGUAGAUAGUAUUGUGAAAGUAAUGAAAGGAGUUCAACAUUGGAGUAAGGAGAGAAUAUCCAAGGAGAAAGUGUUAGAGAGAAAAGUUUUUCUGUUGCACACUGGGAGCAGAGACAGUGAUUCUGAUGAUGGAAUGAAAGAGACUGGAAAGAAAAACUGCCAUGAUAGUGUAUCAGAUGCAGCAUCACUCAGUUCAUCUGAUGCAGUGCAAAGCCAGAGCUACUUCAAGAAUGUUUCAGAGAAUAAAGAAAUUAUUAAAUUAGUAUCUUUACUCAGCAGUGCCAUAAAUUCUACAAAAGGGGAAGUUCUUACAGCUUUGGAGAGGUUUAGUUGUUACCACCAUAUAUGGCAGAGAGACAAGGAGGAAACCAUUGAUAAAUUCAUGGUGGGAAACCCAUUGCUCUAUGAGUUUGAAUCUGAAAUUCUGCAUUUCCAAGACCUGGACCUGAAAAUUAAUUCUGAGCCUGAAUACGUCUGCGUGGGAGCUAUUGCACUGUACACUGCUGAUCUGAAGCUAGCACUUAGAUCAGAAACUAAAGCUUGGAUGACAUUGCUGGGGUGUCAUUGCAAUAAGAAGUACAGAACACAGAUGGAAGCUAUUUUGACUUUUAUAGAGGAAACUGGCAAGAAAUUAAAUCGCAGCAUUACAGACCUGGAUGACAUCAGAAUAGCCAUGUCAGCUUUAAAAGAGAUCAGAGAACUACAGAUCUCUAUUGACUCCCAAAUUGGCCCCAUUGAGGAAUCCUAUGCUAUGUUGAGCAAAUAUGAUCUACUUGUUGCCAAGGAAGAGACAGAGAAGGUGGACACAUUGCACUACACUUGGGAAAAACUGCUAAUCCGUGCAAAUGAAGUGCAGGAUGAGCUUGUUGCUUUGCAGCCGAACUUCAGAGGAGAGCUUAUUAGUGCUGUGAAGAAUUUUACUGAAGACUGUGCACAGUUCUACUCAGAUUAUGAUCAGAAUGGGCCAAUGGUGCUUGGUUUAACACCUCAGGAAGCCAGUGACAGGCUUACUAUAUUCCAGAAUCGAUGUGAUAAUCUCUUUCGGAAAUACAUUACCUGUACAGGUGGAGAAGAUCUUUUUGGUUUGCCAGUUACUCGAUGUCCUCACCUGCUUGAAAUAAAGAAGCAGCUGAAUCUGUUGCAGAAACUCUAUAAUCUAUAUAACAGUGUCAUUGACACAAUCAGUGGCUACUAUGAUAUUCUUUGGUUGGAAUUAGACAUUGAAAAAAUUAAUAGUGAACUUAUGGAAUUUCAGAACAGGUGCUGUAAACUCCCUUGUGCUGUAAAGGAAUGGCAGCCUUUUCUUGACCUACUGAAGACCAUAGAGGACUUCAGUGACUGUUGCCCAUUGCUUGAGAACAUGUCAAGUAAAGCAAUGAUGCCUCGUCACUGGAACCAGAUUAUGGAUCUCACUGAACACAGAUUUGAUGUGGAGAGUGAAACAUUCAAACUGAGGAAUAUAAUGGAAGCUCCAUUACUAAGAUAUAAAGAGGAAAUAGAGGAUAUCUGCCUAAGUGCUGUGAAGGAGAGAGACAUCGAGCAGAAGUUAAAACAAGUGAUAGCUGAAUGGGAUAACAAGAUGUUUGUCUUUGCAAACUUUAAAACUCGUGGGGAGCUUCUUUUAAGAGGUGACAGCACAUCAGAAACGAUUGCUGCGCUGGAGGACAGCUUGAUGAUUCUUGGUUCUCUCAUGAAUAACAGAUACAAUACACCAUUCAAGACACAGAUUCAGAAAUGGGUGCACUGUCUUUCCAACACAACGUAUAUAAUUGAGAACUGGCUGACUGUGCAGAACUUGUGGAUUUAUUUAGAAGCUGUUUUUAUUGGUGGUGAUAUAGCAAGACAGCUUCCAAAGGAAGCAAAGUGUUUCUCUAACAUUGAUAAAUCCUGGGUGAGAAUCAUGACCCGAGCUCAUGAAACACCUAAUGUUGUUCAGUGCUGUGUUGGAGAUGAGAUAAUGGGACAGUUAUUGCCACAUUUACUGCAACAGCUUGAAAUCUGUCAGAAAUCACUCACAGGGUACCUGGAGAAAAAGCGCCUGCUAUUUCCACGAUUCUUCUUUGUGUCAGAUCCUGCUCUCUUAGAAAUUCUUGGUCAGGCAUCCAACUCUCACAAUAUCCAGGCACAUCUGCUGAAUGUGUUUGACAACAUUAAAAACGUCAAGUUCCAUGAAAGGAUAUAUGAUCGUAUAUUGUCAUUCAGUUCACGAGAGGGUGAGACUGUAGAGCUGACUAGACCUGUAAUGGCUGAAGGUAAUGUGGAAGUAUGGCUCAGUUCUCUGUUGAAGGAAUCCCAGCUAUCCCUUCAUCAAGUUAUUCGCCAAGCAGCUAUGGACAUCCAGGAAACAAGUUUUGAGAUUACUGAAUUUCUUUCUACUUAUCCAGCCCAGGUUGGGUUAUUGGGGAUCCAAAUGAUUUGGACAAGAGACUCAGAAGAAGCUUUGACUCUUGCCAAGCAGGAUAAAAAAGUUAUGCGUAAGACAAACCAGUUUUUCCUGGAUCUUCUGAACAUGUUGAUAGAUAUGGCAACAAAAGAUCUUAGUCCAUUUGAGCGAGUUAAAUAUGAGACAUUAAUCACUAUUCAUGUGCAUCAGAGGGACAUUUUUGAUGGUCUUUGCUGCAUGCAUAUCAAGAGCCCUACGGACUUUGAAUGGCUGAAACAAUGUAGAUUUUAUUUUAAUGAAGACUCUGAUAAAAUGGUGGUUAAGAUCACUGAUGUGAGCUUUACAUACCAGAAUGAAUUCUUGGGCUGUACUGACAGGCUUGUCAUAACACCUCUUACAGACAGAUGUUACAUCACUUUGGCUCAAGCUUUGGGCAUGAACAUGGGUGGAGCACCUGUGGGACCUGCAGGAACAGGAAAAACUGAAACUGUGAAAGAUAUGGGAAGGUGCCUUGGAAAAUAUGUAGUGGUCUUCAACUGUUCAGACCAGAUGGAUUUCCGAGGACUUGGGAGGAUCUUCAAAGGUCUUGCUCAAUCUGGCUCCUGGGGUUGCUUUGAUGAAUUCAAUCGUAUUGAUUUAUCAGUGCUAUCAGUAGCUGCACAACAAAUAGCAAUUGUGUUGACAUGUAAGAAGAAACGCAAAAAAAGGUUUAUUUUUACUGAUGGAGACAAUGUAGAAAUGAACCCAGAAUUUGGCAUCUUUCUUACUAUGAAUCCAGGAUAUGCUGGGCGGCAAGAACUUCCUGAAAACUUGAAGAUCAAUUUCCGUUCAGUGGCUAUGAUGGUUCCUGAUCGUCAGAUCAUAAUUCGUGUUAAAUUGGCUAGUUGUGGUUUCAUUGCUAAUGUUGUGUUGGCAAGGAAAUUCUUUACACUGUACAAGUUGUGUGAAGAACAGCUGUCCAAGCAGGUGCAUUAUGAUUUUGGCUUGCGGAAUAUAUUGUCUGUGCUGCGUACACUGGGAGCAGCAAAAAGAGCAAAUCCUACAGAUACUGAAUCUACCAUUGUCAUGCGUGUUCUGAGAGAUAUGAACCUGUCUAAACUAAUUGAUGAAGACGAACCCUUAUUUCUGAGUUUAAUUGAUGAUCUGUUUCCAGAUAUCCAGCUUGAUAAAGCAGGCUAUCCUGAACUUGAAGCAGCCAUUGACAAACAGGUGGAGGAAUCUGGCCUUGUUUGUCAUCCUCCUUGGAAACUGAAAGUUAUCCAGCUUUUUGAAACCCAGAGAGUAAGGCAUGGAUUGAUGACACUAGGACCUAGUGGUGCAGGAAAAACUACCUGCAUCCACACCUUAAUGAAAGCAAUGACAGAUUGUGGACAGCUACAUUGUGAAAUGAGAAUGAAUCCUAAAGCUAUAACUGCUCUCCAAAUGUUUGGACGCCUUGAUGUGGCAACAAAUGUUUGGACAGAUGGAAUAUUUUCAGCGUUUUGGAGAAAAACUUUAAGAGCAAAGAAAGGUGACCAUAUCUGGAUAGUUCUUGAUGGUCCAGUUGAUGCUAUUUGGAUUGAGAACCUUAAUUCUGUCCUGGAUGACAACAGGACUCUAACACUAGCUAACGGUGAUCGGAUACCUAUGGCGCCAAAUUGCAAAAUAGUCUUUGAGCCUCAUAAUAUUGAUAAUGCUUCUCCAGCAACAGUUUCAAGAAAUGGGAUGGUGUUCAUGAGCUCAUCAGUUCUCACUUGGAGUCCUAUUCUUGAGGGAUUUCUGAAAAAAUGUUCCUUCCAAGAGGCUGAAAUUCUACGUCAGCUGUAUUCUUCAUCGUUCCCAGACUUGUACCGCUUCAGCAUUCAGUCUCUGCAUUGCAAGACUGAGAUGCUGGAAGCCUUUGUGAUUAUGCAGAGCAUUAAUAUGCUGCAAGGCCUUAUCCCACCUAAGGAGCAAGGUGGGGAACUGACUCCAAAAUACUUGGAAAGGCUGUAUAUCUUCUCUCUCAUGUGGAGCAUAGGAGCAUUGCUAGAGCUGGAGGACAGGUGCAAAAUGGAAUACUGGCUUCGAAAACAUGCAACAGUAAAGCUUGAUCUUCCUUGUAUCCCAGAAGCUAGUGAAGAUACAAUGUUUGACUAUUAUGUGGCAUCUGAUGGUACAUGGAUGCACUGGAAUACACACGUUGAAGAGUAUGUAUAUCCCACUAGUGGUACCCCAGAGUAUGACUCAAUUCUUGUGCCUAAUGUUGACAAUGUGAGAAUGGAUUUCCUUAUUGGAACCAUAGCAAAACAGGGCAAGGCUGUCCUAUUAAUUGGUGAGCAAGGAACUGCGAAGACUGUUAUAAUCAAAGGUUUUAUGUCAAAAUAUAACUCUGAAAGGCACAUAACUAAGAGUUUGAAUUUUUCAUCUGCAACGACCCCGCUAAUUUUUCAGCGUACAAUAGAAAGUUAUGUGGAUAAGCACAUGGGCACAACUUAUGGUCCACCUGCAGGCAAAAAGAUGACAGUCUUCAUUGAUGAUGUGAACAUGCCCAUAAUCAAUGAAUGGGGAGAUCAGGUCACUAAUGAGAUAGUUAGGCAACUGAUGGAACAGAAAGGACUGUAUAACCUGGAAAAACCUGGGGAAUUUACCAACAUCAUGGACAUUCAGUUUUUGGCUGCCAUGAUCCACCCUGGGGGAGGUUGCAAUGAUAUUCCACAGAGGCUGAAGAGACAAUUUUCAGUGUUCAACUGUACUCUGCCUUCCAAUUCUUCCAUUGACAAAAUUUUUGGUGUAAUUGGAGAAGGACACUACUGUAGUGAGCGGGGAUUUUCAGAUGAUGUGAAGGAAACAGUAGCCAAACUGGUUCCAUUGACACGCAGGCUGUGGCAGAUUACCAAGCUAAAAAUGUUGCCCACACCAGCCAAGUUUCAUUAUGUCUUCAACCUUCGAGACCUCUCGAGGAUUUGGCAAGGAAUGCUGAAUGCUACAUCGGAAGUGAUCAGUGAACCGCAGAAUCUGUUUCUGGGUGGUGAAACUUCUAGAUAUCUUCACUUACUUACCCCCUCAUUGAACCUUUGUCAAUUAUUUAAACUGCUAAGGUUUUAUUGCUUGCUUUUUGUUCUAGAUGAGAAACCAGAGGAAGAUAAUUUAGAUAUUCCCAAAGUCUAUGAACCAAUCUCCUCAUUUCAUCAGCUACGGAAUCGUUUAAAUAAUUUUUUACAAACAUACAAUGAGAACGUUCGCGGUACUGGAAUGGACAUGGUUUUCUUUGAGGAUGCUAUGGUUCAUUUAGUCAAGAUUUCUCGUGUGAUUCGCACUCCUCGUGGACAUGCUCUCUUAGUUGGAGUUGGUGGCUCAGGAAAGCAGAGCUUGACAAGACUGACUUCCUUCAUAGCUGGGUAUGACACUUUCCAGAUAAUGUUGACAAGAUCAUACAACACUUUAAACUUGAUGGAAGAUCUGAAACUCUUAUACAGAACAGCAGGACUGCAAGGCAAAGGCACCUGUUUUCUUUUUACAGACAAUGAGAUCAAAGAUGAGUCUUUCUUAGAAUACUUGAACAAUGUUUUGUCAUCAGGGGAGGUGUCAAACUUAUUUGCACGUGAUGAGGUAGAUGAGAUCAUUAGUGACCUCAUUCCCUCCUUCAAAAAGGAGCAUCCACGAAGACCUCCAACCAGUGAAGCUCUGUAUGACUAUUUCAUGGCCAGAGUCCAUCAGAACCUUCACGUAGUUCUUUGCUUUUCACCAGUAGGUGAAAAAUUCCGAAAUAGGGCCCUGAAGUUCCCUGCUCUCAUUUCUGGAUGCACUAUAGAUUGGUUCAGCCGAUGGCCUAAGGAUGCUCUGGUGGCAGUGUCUGAACACUUCUUGUCCUCAUUUGAUAUGGACUGCACUGCUGAUACAAAGAUGGAAAUUGUGCAGUGUAUGGGCUCAUUCCAGGAUGGAGUGGCAGAAAAAUGUUCUGAUUACUUUCAAAGAUACAGACAUUCUACACAUGUGACUCCCAAAUCCUACCUGACUUUUAUUCAGGGAUAUAAAACCACCUACAAAGAAAAGCAUGCUGAAGUCCAAAUAUUAUCAAACAGAAUAAAUACUGGUCUGGAAAAAUUGAAAGAGGCCUCUGAGUCAGUGGCUGCUCUAAGCAGAGAACUGGAGGUAAAAGAAAAGGAACUUCAAAUUGCCAAUGAAAAAUCUGACAUGGUAUUGAAAGAAGUUACUGUAAAAACACAGGCUGCUGAGAAUGUGAAGGGUGAUGUUCAGAAAGUGAAAGACAAAGCCCAAGCUAUUGUAGACAGUAUCACAGUUGACAAAGCCAUUGCUGAAGAGAAGUUGGAAGCUGCCAAACCUGCUUUGGAAGAGGCAGAGGCAGCCUUACAGACAAUAAAACCUGCAGAUAUUGCCACAGUGCGCACACUGGGUCGACCUCCUCACCUCAUCAUGCGUAUUAUGGACUGCGUGCUGCUGCUCUUCCAGCGUAAAGUCAACCCAGUGAAAAUUGAUCAGGAAAAACGCUGUACUGUCCCAUCGUGGCAAGAAUCGCUGAAGCUGAUGACAACAGGGAACUUCUUACAGAGUCUACAGCAAUUUCAGAAAGACACAAUUAAUGAAGAAGUGGUAGAACUUUUGAGCCCUUAUUUUGAAAUGGUGGACUACAACAUUGAGACAGCUAAGAGAGUAUGUGGAAAUGUUGCUGGCCUUUGCUCAUGGACGAAAGCUAUGGCAGUAUUUUUUUCCAUCAACAAAGAAGUAUUACCUUUGAAGGCUAAUUUAGCAAUUCAAGAGAAACGCCUAACCAGUGCUAUGCUGGAUCUGCAGAAAGCUCAAGAAGAACUGGGAGCUAAGCAAGAAGAAUUAUAUAUUGUGCAGGCAGAGUAUGAAAAUGCAAUGAGAGAAAAACAGACUCUGCUGGAAGAUGCUGAGCGUUGCCGACAUAAAAUGCAAACUGCCUCAAGUCUUAUAAGUGGUUUAGCAGGUGAAAAAGAGAGGUGGACAGAACAGAGUAAAGAAUUUGCCAUGCAAACCAAGAGGUUAGUUGGUGAUGUACUCUUGGCUACAGCUUUUCUGUCCUAUUCUGGUCCUUUUAACCAAGAGUUCCGCAGUUUGCUGUUAAAUGACUGGCAAAAGGAAAUGAAAAGCCGAAAAAUUCCUUUCCGUAACAACUUGAACCUCAUAGAAAUGUUGACUGAUGCUCCAACUAUCAGUGAAUGGAACCUGCAAGGAUUGCCAAAUGAUGACUUAUCCAUACAGAAUGGAAUCAUUGUCACUAAAGCAUCUCGUUAUCCUUUGUUAAUUGAUCCACAAACACAGGGUAAAAUUUGGAUUAAAAAUAAGGAAGGCAGAAAUGACCUUCAGAUCACUUCUUUGAAUCACAAGUAUUUUAGAAACCACUUAGAAGACAGCCUUUCUUUGGGAAGACCUCUUUUAGUAGAAGAUAUUGGAGAAGAGCUGGACCCAGCACUUGAUAACAUUUUGGAAAGAAACAUCAUUAAAAUAGGUUCAGCCAACAAGGUAAAAGUUGGUGAUAAGGAAGUGGAUGUUAUGAAUGGCUUCAAGCUUUACAUUACUACAAAACUGCCAAAUCCUUGUUACUCUCCUGAAAUUAGUGCUCAAACCUCCAUCAUUGACUUUACUGUAACCAUGAAAGGUCUUGAAAAUCAGCUCUUAGGCAGAGUCAUUCUCACAGAGAAACAGGAAUUAGAGAAAGAAAGAACUGAUCUUAUUGAAGAUGUGACUAUGAACAAAAGGAGAAUUAAAGACCUAGAAGAUAACCUUUUAUUUCGACUUACAAGCACUAAGAGUUCUCUGGCAGAUGAUGAGACUCUAGUAAUUGUAUUGAGUAACACUAAGAAGACUGCUGAAGAAAUAACACAGAAACUGCAAACUUCUGCUGAAACUGAAGUACAGAUCAAUUCAGCCCGCGAAGAGUACAGACCUGUUGCAACACGAGGUAGCAUCUUGUACUUCCUUAUCACUGAGAUGAGCAUGGUCAAUGUCAUGUAUCAGACAUCACUUCGACAGUUUUUGGGGCUUUUUGACCGCUCCCUAGCCAGGUCUACCAAGAGCCCUAUAACCAGCAAGAGGGUUACCAAUAUUAUUGAAUAUAUGACAUAUGAAGUAUUCAAACAUACUGCCCGAGGGCUCUAUGAGGAACAUAAAUUUCUUUUCACAUUACUUCUUACUUUGAAGAUUGAUAUACAAAGAAACAGAGUGAAACAUGAAGAAUUUCUGACACUUAUUAAAGGUGGUGCUUCCCUAGACCUUAAAGUUUGUCCUCCUAAGCCAGCUAAAUGGAUUCUGGAUAUGACUUGGUUGAACUUGGUGGAGCUCAGUAAGCUUGAGCAGUUUUCAGAUAUUCUUGAUCAAAUUUCCAGAGAAGAGAAACAGUGGAAAAUCUGGUUUGAUAGUAAGAAUCCUGAAGAAGAAUCGGUUCCUAGUGGCUAUGGUCAAUCUCUGGACUGCUUCAGACAUCUUCUUCUUAUCAGAUCUUGGUGUCCUGACAGGACCAUAGCUCAGGCAAGAAAAUAUAUCACUGACACUAUGGGGGAGAAAUACGCAGAGGGAGUCAUCUUGGACUUGGAGAAAACAUGGGAAGAGUCAGAUCCACGUACUCCCCUCAUAUGCUUUCUUUCCAUGGGCUCUGAUCCUACGGACUCAAUUAUUGCUUUGGGAAAAAGACUAAAGAUAGAAACAUAUUGUGUUUCCAUGGGCCAGGGGCAAGGAAUCCAUGCUCGUAAACUUCUACAGCAGACAAUGGCUCAUGGAGGUUGGGCGCUUCUGCAAAACUGCCACCUUGGACUUGACUUUCUGCAUGAGUUAAUGGACACAGUAAUAGAGACAGAGAAUGUUCAUGAAAGCUUUAGACUUUGGAUUACAACUGACAUUCACAAACAAUUCCCCAUCACCCUUCUUCAAAUGUCGAUUAAGUUUACCAAUGAACCACCACAAGGGCUCAGAGCUGGACUAAAGAGAACAUAUAGUGGUGUCAACCAGGAUUUAUUAGAUGCCAGUAAAAUGGUGCAAUGGAAACCACUGUUGUAUGCUGUAGCCUUUCUGCACUCCACCAUUCAAGAAAGAUGCAAAUUUGGGUCUCUGGGUUGGAAUAUUCCCUAUGAGUUUAAUCAAGCUGAUUUCAAUGCUGCUGUGCAGUUCGUUCAAAACCACUUGAAUCGCAUGGAUACCAAGAAGGGGAUCUGCUGGAGUACUGUUCGUUACAUGAUAGGUGAGAUCCAGUAUGGUGGUCGUGUGACAGAUGACUUUGACAAAAGACUCAUGAACACCUUUGUAAAGAUUUGGUUCAGUGAAAACACAUUCAGUCAGGAAUUCAGUUUCUACAAAGGAUACAGCAUACCCAGAUGUACUAUGGUGGAUCAAUACCUUCAGUACAUACAGAGCCUUCCUGCUUAUGACACACCAGAGGUGUUUGGUUUGCACCCCAAUGCGGAUAUCACCUACCAAACUAAAGUUUCCAGAGAUGUAUUGGACACCAUCCUCAGUAUUCAGCCUAAAGAUAGCUCUGGUGGAGGAGGUGAAACUCGGGAGGCAGUUGUAGCCACAGUGGCUGAUGAUAUGCUGGAAAAACUUCCUGCUGAUUAUGUACCAUUUGAAGUAAAAGAAAAACUAAAGAAUAUGGGACCUUUUCAACCUAUGCACAUAUUUUUGCAACAGGAGAUUGAACAAAUGCAGAGAGUUAUUUCUUUAGUGAGAAGCACUCUGACUGAUCUAAAACUUGCCAUUGAUGGGACAAUAGUUAUGAGUGAAAAUCUGAGGGAUGCUUUAGACUGCAUGUAUGAUGGAAGGAUUCCUGCUAGCUGGGAAAAGGCAUCUUGGCCUUCCAGUACACUUGGUUUCUGGUUUACUGAGCUUCUAGAACGAAACCACCAGUUUUACAAGUGGAUUUUUGAAAGUCGACCGAACUGUUUCUGGAUGACAGGGUUUUUUAAUCCCCAAGGAUUUUUAACUGCAGUGAGACAGGAAAUAACGAGAGCCAACAAAGGAUGGGCUCUUGACAGUGUAGUGCUGUGCAAUGAAGUCACUAAAUGGAUGAAGGAUGAUAUCACAAGCCCUCCUUCAGAAGGUGUCUAUGUGUAUGGGCUGUAUUUAGAAGGAGCUGGUUGGGACAGAAGAAACAUGAGACUGGCAGAAUCUAAGCCCAAGGUGCUUUUUGAGCUUAUGCCAGUUAUAAGGAUAUAUGCAGAGAAUAACACUGCAAAAGAUCCACGUCUGUAUUCAUGUCCGGUCUACAAAAAGAGCAGUCGAACAGAUCUUAAUUACAUUGCUGCUAUGGAUCUUAAAACCCGUCAGCCUCCAGAGCACUGGGUACUCCGUGGAGUAGCACUUCUGUGUGAUGUCAAGUAAUGUUAAAAAAAAAAAAAAGGUUUAUUUUCUGAUUUUAAAUGCAAACAUUUUUAUGUAGUUAGAUACAAAGUGAAGCCCUUCUAAAAAUAUUAUUUUGAAAUCAUAGACUGCAUUAUGGUGUUUUCAUAAAAUUAUUCUCAAUAAACUUAUACAAUAGGCUUAUAAAUGGCACAUCUUAGAGUGACAUUAACUUUUGUGUCUUUGAAAAAUCAUGACAAAUAUUUAGUGCUCCUAUCACUUAUGUGUGCAUAAGCCCUCCUCCUGUGUGCUUAAUUUUACCUUGAAUAAAGAUUAGUUGAUUUGAACAUUGGUACUUUUUGCUAGUAACAUUCUUGUAUCAGGACUGACCUUCAAGAGGCUAAAUUGAAAGCUGGGAUUUGUUUUUUUGUUUGUUUGUUUUGGUUUUUUGGUUUUGGUUUUUUUGUGUGUGUGUGUGUAUCUGUGGAAAACUAAGCCCUAUUUCUGAUUCAUAUUAGUUAAAAUUCCUCAAGAUUAUGUUCCAAGAUUUAUUUCCUAGAUGAUAAUUUGCUUGCUGUCUAAAUAAAGAAGGUAAGGCUGGGAAAA